This is a messenger RNA of Strongyloides ratti, 1983 nucleotides long. RefSeq names its product Bifunctional 3'-phosphoadenosine 5'-phosphosulfate synthase 2. Gene Ontology annotation, molecular function: adenylylsulfate kinase activity; ATP binding; sulfate adenylyltransferase (ATP) activity. Lineage: Eukaryota; Metazoa; Nematoda; Chromadorea; Rhabditida; Strongyloididae. Bases 1 to 1983 code for a protein of 660 amino acids. The transcript is spliced from 2 exons. Gene Ontology annotation, biological process: sulfate assimilation; 3'-phosphoadenosine 5'-phosphosulfate biosynthetic process. The record is from RefSeq and is a predicted model, not a curated record.
AUGAAUGAAAGUCAAAAUAUUAAUAACAAUAAUAUUAAAUCAUCUAUAAAUGGUUUAAAUGAAUGUAAUGAUUGUAAUAUUCAAAAUGAUUUGACAAAACAUACAUUAACACAAGCUACAAAUGUAGUUUUUCAAAAACAUAAAAUUACCCGACAUGAAAGAGCAAUGAAUCUUGGAAAGUAUGGUGGUCAUAGAGGUUGUACACUUUGGAUGACAGGAUUAUCUGGAGCAGGAAAGACAACAAUUUCAUUUGCUGUUGAACAAACAUUAACUAGACUUGGUAUUCCAUGUUAUGGAUUAGAUGGUGAUAAUGUAAGACAUGGUUUAUGUAAAAAUUUAGGUUUUAAACCAGAAGAUCGUACAGAAAAUAUAAGAAGAGUAGGUGAAGUUGCAAAAUUAUUUGCUGAUAUGGGAAUUGUUGUGUUAGCAUCAUUUAUUUCACCAUAUAAAUCUGAUAGAGAUGCUGCCAGAGAAGUUCAUCAAAAAGAUAAUCUUCCAUUUUAUGAAGUAUAUGUUAAUACUUCAUUAGAUGUUUGUGAAAAAAGAGAUCCUAAAAAUUUAUAUAAAAAAGCUAGAAAAGGUGAAAUUAAAGGAUUUACUGGAAUUGAUUCAGAAUAUCAAAUACCACAAAAUCCUGAUUUAAUAGUUGAUUCAAAUAAUAGUUCUGAAGAAGAAUGUAUUUCUAAAGUAUUAGAAUACUUAUAUAAACAAAAAAUUAUUCCAGAAGAGGCAUAUCAUGAACUUUUUAAAAACCAUGUAAAAGAACUUUUUGUAUAUGAAAAUAUUGAGGAAGAAAAAAUUAAAAGUUUAUCAUAUAAAAAAAUUGAUCUUGAAUUAACAGAAGUUGAAUGGCUUCAGGUUCUUUCUGAAGGAUGGGCAACACCAUUAACUGGAUUUAUGAGAGAACGUCAAUAUCUUCAAUGUUUACAUUUUGGACAAAUAUUUGAUUUAAAAAAAAAAUGUAAUAUUCCUGGAGAAAAUAAUAAUGAUAAUGAUUAUCCAUUUACAGAAGGAAUAUCACAAUCAAUACCAAUUGUCUUACCAAUUGAUGAUAAUAAAAAAGAUGAAAUAAAUGGAGAAACAAAUGUUGCAUUAUAUUAUAAUGGAAAACUUCUUGCUACACUUAAUGAUAUUGAAAUAUUUCCUCAUAUCAAAGAAGAAAGAGUAUGUAGACAAUUUGGUUUUAAUGAUAAAAGACAUCCCGGUGUUAAUAGAAUUUUAAAUCAAGGUAAUUGGUGUGUUGGUGGUGAUUUAAAUGUUUUUGAAAGAAUAACAUUUAAUGAUGGUUUGGAUAAAUUUAGGUUAACCCCUCUUGAAUUAAGAAAAAUUUUUAAUGAUAAAAAAUGUGAUGCAGUAUUUGCUUUUCAAUUAAGAAAUCCUAUACAUAAUGGUCAUGCAUUAUUAAUGAGAGAUACAAGAGAAAAAUUACUUAAAAAAUAUAAAAAUCCUAUGCUUCUUCUUCAUCCACUUGGUGGAUGGACAAAAGAUGAUGAUGUUCCACUUCCAGUUAGAAUUAAACAACAUGAAGCUGUUUUAGAUGAAGGAAUUUUAUCUAGAGAAUGGACAGUUUUAUCAAUAUUUCCAUCACCAAUGUUGUAUGCAGGACCAACAGAAGUUCAAUGGCAUUCAAAAGCAAGAAUUGCAGCAGGAGCAAAUACUUAUAUAGUUGGUAGAGAUCCAGCAGGAAUAGCACAUCCAGAUACAGGAGAUUAUUUGUAUGAUCCUACACAUGGUGCAAAAAUUUUAUCAAUGACUCCAGGAUUAUCUAAUCUUGAAAUUAUACCUUUUAAAGUUGCAGCAUAUGAUAAGACAAAAAAUAAAAUGUCAUACUUUGAUCCAUCAAGAAAGGAUGAUUUUAUUUUUAUAUCUGGAACAAAAAUGAGAGGAUUUGCAAGAGAUGGUAUCCAACCACCAGAAGGAUUUAUGGCUCCAUCUGCUUGGAAUGUUUUGGCUAAUUAUUAUAAAACUCAAAUUAAAUCAUAA